Messenger RNA from Sodiomyces alkalinus F11, 3313 nucleotides. RefSeq lists its product as hypothetical. Lineage: Eukaryota; Fungi; Ascomycota; Sordariomycetes; Glomerellales; Plectosphaerellaceae. The transcript has a single exon. Bases 186 to 3149 code for a protein of 987 amino acids. The record is from RefSeq and is a predicted model, not a curated record.
GACGGGAAGUCUAUACGUUGGUGAUUUCUCUCGACUACCAGCAUUUAUUUAACAUCAAUUGACUUCGAUCCGCGGCCUGUCGACUACAGUUGUUCUCCCCUCCCCGAGCCGUCCUUCGACAUCCCGAGGUCGAGAUGUUCAGAGAAAUCCGCCCGGCCCGAUAUGGUCACUAAGCGGCUCUCGUCAUGUCAGCGCCCUCUCCUGUCCCCUCGAAAGCCGCGAUCCGCGCCCUCCGAGGUCUCCUAUUUGGAACAUCCUGUUCCAUCGUUUUACUAGCCGAAGAGAGACGUCGACGAAUCAGUAUUGCGCGGUCCGCUGUCGAGAAUGGGAGAAAGCUGAAAUCCCUGCGGCGCUACAGCUCUGCUGGCGCUGCUACCCUCGAGGCUCUUCGAGAAGAAGCGGCAACAGAUCCAACGUUCGGGAACUGGUCCCUCUCAACAUCUAGCUAUACUAUCUCUCCCGAAUCCGAAGCGCUUCGUCGUAGUGACUCGAAUUGGAAUGACGAAGACGUUCUCGAUCUUGGUCCCGACCCCCGACAACCGAGGCUGUCCGUCAGGAGAAAAGGCGUGCGCUCAGGCUCGACACGCAAACACCCGAAUGAGCGCGAUGCAGAAACAACACCGUCCAACUCACAGACCUCCGAUUCGCCCCAUACAUAUGCAGUUCGGUCCUCGGAUCAAAGGACAGAAGCUCACUUCACUCUCACACAACACAGCCUGCCGAGGACCAAGAUAUUCGUGGACGCCUCACAGAGUGGUGCGAAUGCGUCUCAACUUUCGAUAAAGGCUGCGCUAGACGAAUUCUGGGCAUCAAAUCGCGAUAAGAUGCGUGUCGACUCUACUCUCCGACAACUCCAGAUUCACCCGGAUGUCGUGCAGCCGGAUCGUUCCGCCCCGUCUGCGGCCUUGCAGCUCUUGCGCCGCGCCUAUGACGACGUGUCGCAUGCAGAGGAUGUCCCAACCUGGUACUUGGAGCUCUCCCGGCUUCUGUGCCUUGCAUGUCAACAUGAGGGCGACUACGACGUCGCUGGGAGGAUUCUGGACAUCUUGGUCAGGCAUGGACCCCUCCGCCUAGAGGACUAUACCGCCCACCGGCCGUUUAAGAUCAUGCGGUCCCUGAUGUUUCGGCCGGUCCGUGACGCCAACGAAUCCAAAGACCAGAUCGACCUUGUGGCACGACUGUUCCUUGCCGAUAUACCGGAUGACCAGGAUUCCCGGACAGCAUAUGCCGCGCUCGCCAGGAAGGUGGUGACAAAAUAUGUCGUGCUGGGUCAUUUCGACGCUGCGAGCGAAUUCUUCGAGCUGUCCCAAAGAAUAUGCCAGUUCAAGACCGAGACGGUGAUUUGGUUCAUCGAUCACCUACAACGGAGCGGUCAUCAUGUCGAGGCCAUCGAUGCCUUCGUCCGCUCGUUUCAUAACUCUUCCGACCUUUCGGAUCGUCCGGAUCUUGAAUACGACAGCAUACUGCACUCGGUGAUCAGCACAAACGGGUAUCGGGCGCUUGAAAUAUUCCAAUCCAUGCAUUGGCUACAGGGCGACCGAGCAUUCCACGCAAAAAGCGCGGCCCUCAUCCAAAUCAUCCAAAUCAUCCAGCGGUGCUGGGAAAGUUCUAAGAACUACGAGCGAACCAACUGCCUCUUCGAGGAGCUGGAGGCCAAUGAUUUCUACGGAUUUCAGAACACUUAUGAUAUACAAUCUUUGAUGAUUCGGAUCGACUUGGAAGCGGGGAAAAUGACAGUGGCGCAGUCCAGAUUUUUCCAGCUUUGUGCCGCGUAUCCCCAGGGUAAAGCGGACAUUGAGCUCAGAUGUGCUUUCUCUCUCCCGUAUGCCGCAGUGGGGGAUUGGCGGAGAGUACGAGCUGUCUUUGAGAGUGCGCGAAAUAUGGCGCCGUUCGACCCCGUCCAGCAAGAGCAGUACGAUGCAGCAUUCUCUCGAGUGCUUCAAAUGUUUAGGAAGAAUCACACGUGGGGCGAGACGGAAGAGUUCGUGGAAGAUUUCAUCGGCAAUCUCGGGGUCACGCUCGACCGCUCGCUCGUCCGGUCCAUCGCCGACCGGCACGGGCGGUGCCGGGAGACUCGGGCACUGGCUCAGUGGUUCGGGUUCUGCAAGGAGGCGGGAUUCGUACCGGAUGCCUCGUUUUGGGCAGACUUCCUGCGGACUUGCCGGAGACAGUGGGGCUACGGAGACUCUCAGAUCAUAUCUCUUUACAGGGAGCUCAAAGCGUUCGAUGUCGAGACGGAUUUCCCCGAGGCCGAAAAGCUGGUCAAGAAACUAGUGGGGAAGAAUUACAAGGCACCGCGGCUGUUCCGAGUCCGCAUGGCGUCGAGGCUAAAGCCGUCGGACGAGCCGACCGCUUUCGGGCGGAUGCAACUAGAGGCACAGAAGGGCCAGUGGAGGAGUGUGCUCAGCUCGUACAAGAGAGCGGUGCAUAACGGCAUGGGAUAUUCGGCCCGGUGUCUCUGCCUCGCCGUCAAAGCCAGCAUCCACCUCGACGAGGGCUCGAGCGGAAUGGCCAUGUCGCUCAUCCAGAAGGCGCAGAUCGAGGGCCACGACGUCAGCGGGGCCGUGGUGCCCCUGAUCUUAGCGGACUUGGAGCGGGUCGAGAUGGAAGAGAGGGAAGCGGCGGAUCUGGAAGAGACGCGAGGGCGCCCCUACCCGGCCAUCCUGCGCAUCUUCGAGGACUUGCGGAAGGACGGGCUGCGCAUCGAGGACGCCGUGUUCCACAAGGCGGCACAAGUGUGCCUGGCGCUGCGCAACUACCGCGAGGCCAUCUCGAUCUGCGUGUUCGCUGCGGAACAGAACGGGUUCCGGGACUUGUGCUACAACGUAUACAACUUCUCGAACCUCUGUCAGGCGUUCACGAUACGGCACGACUACGAGCAGCUCCGGUGGAUGUUGGAUCAGCUCGGGAAACAGGAGUACAGGACGUGGAAGCGGUGUCGGACGAGCCUCAAGUGGAUGGUGCAUUACCUGACCAAAGCGUCCCAGGCUGAAAAGGCGGAGUAUCUCAGAGAAUCGGACCUAUCCAUGCUGGCGUGCGUACAGGAGGCGCUGAGGAGAGUGUCAGAGGAGAAGGCCAGCUGGGCGAUCGAAAGAGACCAGCUGUUGCUUGGUGAUUCUCAUCCGACGAAGGAUGAAAUAUGUAUUUGAUGGAUCCUGUAAGAUGAAUACCACGGUGGCCACGUAAUGUUGGCCAAGGCUCUGUUUGUUACUGUCUUGGGAAAUGGGGAGUAAAUUACAUGGAGUGAAGUUGUCGCCGGAGACACUUGACAAUGUGGAUAUCCAUACCAUAUGUAAUUACAUGUCAGCACGCA